AUGCGCAAAAAGCAAAAGCUCCUACCGGGGCUAUCCGAUCUAACCGUACUCGUCCUGCUCGCUCGGUUCGCACUGGUGCUCGGUCAAACGACCUGCAACAACGGCCAGGGACGUGUACUGUACGAGCGACUCCCGAACCAACAACUGCAGGGCUUCGACGAUGACGUCGUGCGUGAUUCGGCACCCCCGUUUCGGGUGCUGGAAAAGUGUCAGGACCUCUGUUUACGUGACCGAACUGCAUCGAACAAUCUUGGGCGAGCCUGUACCAGCUUCGACUUUCAGCCCGGUAGUCGAAUUGCAUCGUUCAGUGGGAGCGUUGAGUAUGAGGAAUCAACGUGCUACCUAACGCGGGAACAGGCAGCUCCCGAGGGCAUCGGGAAUUUGAUGCUCGUACCGAACAGUGUACAUUUUACCGAAGUGUGCAUCACCUCUAGUCGACCUGAUCGAGAAUGUCCCAGCCGAAGGUACGUGUUCGAGCGUCAUCCAAGAAAGAAACUGAAACUUCCAGUAUCCGACAUCAAGGAAGUGACGGCGGCCAAUCGCUCCGACUGCGAAGAUAAGUGCUUGAACGAAUUCUCAUUCGUGUGUCGAUCGGCUAACUACGAUUCGACAUUGCGCAGCUGCGCCAUGAGUCGAUUCACCCGGCGAACGCAUCCAGAACUCCUAGAGGACGACCCAAACUCCGACUACCUAGAAAACACUUGCCUGAACGCGGAACGACGCUGCGAUGGGCUGAUCGUGUACGUGAAGGAAGAGAACAAGCGUCUCGGUGGUCCGUUUGAGGUGGAAAUUUUCAACAACAUGACGCUGGAAGAAUGCCAAUCGCUUUGUUUGCGCGCGGAGAAGUACUUCUGCCGCUCGAUCGAGUUCGACGAUCAGACCAAGCAAUGUAUUCUAUCGGAGGAAGACUCCGUGUCACAGAAGGACGACCUUAGCAUCAGUUCCAGCCCGACGCAUCACUUCUACGAUCUUGUCUGUCUGGAUAAUCAGCGUGGUACCGAAUAUCCGGACAACUCCGUCACGUCCCAUCUGUUUGCGAGUGGCCGCCGGCCCGAUACCGCCUUCCAGCGCUAUCGCAACUCGCGGCUGGGCGGUGAGUUUCACUCGGAAAUCACUGGCAGGUCGCUUAGCGAGUGUCUUGACGAAUGCCUGCGGCAGACGAGCUUCCAAUGCCGGUCGGCCGUCUAUAGCGAUCGGUUCCGCACCUGUCGUCUCAGCCGCUACAACCAGCGGGACGGUAUGCGCAUCAUCUACGAUGCCGAUUACGAUUACUAUGAGAAUUUGAUGCCGCACCUAGUUGGGGGAGAUACGGACACGACCAAUGGACGACCGGAUCCUACUGAUUGGCGACCACCUUACGGAGGAGAUCGCGAUCGGGAUCGUGUGCCGGAUGAUAGGCUACCUCCAGGACGUUAUCCGCCCGGCGAUCGGUACCCGAUGGGACCGAGACCAGACUAUGGAGGUGAACCUUUCCCCGGUGGCUAUCCACCAACGGAUCGCUACCCUGGGGUUACCGACCGUUAUCCGGCCGGACCCGGUACCGACCGCUAUCCGACCGGAGGCGGUGACUACGAUGGACGCUAUCCGCCCGUGUACGACAAUCGCUUCCCAGGCGAUCGGUACGGUCCAACGGAUCGUUAUCCGGGAGACCGUGACCCCGAUCCUAUGUACUCGGGACCGGGAGGUCCCAUGCGGUAUCCACCGCCACCGCCCGAUUCACGCUAUCCGUCCGAUUCGCGCUAUCCGUCCGAUUCGCGCUAUCCGCCCGAUUCGCGCUAUCCUCCAUCGAUGCCGGAUUCACGCUAUCCGAUGGAUCGGUACCCACCUCCACCGGAUUCACGCUAUCCUUCUGAUUCGCGCUAUCCGCCCGAUGCACGCUACCCACCGACCCAACCGGACUCUGGCCGGUAUCCACCCGGACCAGCGCCGGAUUCGCGCUACCCACCACCUCCCAUGCAUUCACAACGUCCAGACUCGAGGUAUCCAAUGAUGGCACCGCCGGCCACACGCUACCCCCCGCCCCACUACAUGCCCCACAUGUACGGGUCCGGCGUGUAUCCAGUGGUACCGUCACGAGCUCCACCAAACCGUGGUUACCCACCGGACCCUUAUCCGGCACCGGUACGCCCAAUAGACAACAAUCGUUACCCAGGGCCGGAAACGCGCUACCCACUCGAACCGAUCGGUGCCCAGGGUCGUUAUCCUCCAGCUACAUCACCGAAUGUCUCACCGUUCCACAAAUACAUGACCGGACCGGGCCGUCCCGCGGGUUACGAUCCUUACAUGGGAGGUUAUGAACCGCAGCGAGGCUAUGUCGAUGACCGGUACGGUGGAUAUUACCCCACUGGUGGUGGUCGCCUACCACCACCACAAAUGCCGGCAUUCCCAGACCGUGAUCGAGGUUAUAGACGACCAGCAGUCGGCAUGGCACCGGAUGGUGGCGGCUAUCCAUUUGAAAUUCCCUACGGACCGUCCGGUACAGGGUACGAUAAUACACUCGGCGGAGGAGACGGUUUCGGUGGUUACGGACCACAGCGACCGUACGAAACGCGCUGCGACAAUACGGACGUUUUCAAGCAGGUGGCCUCGAAGCGCAAGAUGCGCAAGCAGUACAUCCGGCGCGUGAUUAAUGCGCCUUCGCUCGGCAUCUGUCAGCAGGAGUGUGUUGGCGCGCGGGACUUUAUGUGCCGUAGCUUCAACUAUCGCGACAGUGCACCGUACGAAACGGAGGGCAACUGUGAGCUGAGCGAUCGGGAUUCGCGCGACCUAGAAGUCCCUAGUACGCAGAUGUUCGAGAGUGACAGUUCCGACUACUACGAGCGUACACCGGGACGUGGAGGUCCUCAGGAUGAGUGUCUCGAUGUCGGCCAAGUUUGUAACGAGGAUGGUAUGGAAUUUACGCUCCGCACACCGGAAGGCUUUGUGGGACGUAUUUACGCGUACGGAUUCUACGAUCGGUGCUUCUUCCGCGGAAACGGUGGCACAGUGAACGUACUGAGAAUAAGCGGUCCCCAGGGAUAUCCAGAGUGUGGAACGCAACGGUACGGUGACACGAUGACAAACAUCAUAGUGGUACAGUUCUCAGACAACGUACAAACGGGACGCGAUAAGCGAUUCAAUUUAACGUGCAUGUUCCGAGGGCCUGGAGAAGCUGUCGUCACAUCGGGAUACAUUGGCGCAGGCUUCAAUUCGAUUGACAGAUCCGGCAGCCCGAUCCCGAUUGAGUAUCUGCCAGCGGAGAACUCGAUGAGCAACAAGGUACGUUUGAUGAUACUGUACCAGGGCCGCCCAACGACCACGAUCGCCGUCGGUGAUCCACUGACGUUCCGACUGGAAUCGCAAGAUGGUUACAGUCACGCAACCGACAUCUUUGCGACGAACGUAGUUGCCCGGGAUCCAUACUCUGGACGCAGUGUGCAGCUGAUCGAUAACUAUGGUUGUCCUGUUGACAGCUUGGUGUUCCCAGAACUUGGAAGAUCCCGAGAUAACGAUGCAUUGGAGGCACGGUUUAACGCAUUCAAGAUACCGGAAUCAAACUUCCUCGUGUUUGAGGCCACUGUAAGAACAUGUCGCGGAGGAUGUCAACCGGCAUACUGCCCAGGACCAAGCGGCCGCUCAGAACCUUCGUUCGGACGUCGCAAACGGUCAAUCGAGAAUGCGACGGAAACGAUCGGUACGGCCGAACCCCUAGUAGCCGGAACUGAUGGCCAGGAAGACGAUGUAGUGUCCAUCGUAAACGGUACAGUGGUGAACGAUAACGCAACCAACGCUAAGGAAAGGGACGCCUCCGACACGAUAGCGGCCGAGGCAGAUGUAACGAGCCCGGGUGAAAUGCCGGAACAAGUGCGCGAAAUGAUUGAGUCUCGCUUCUUUCGCCCACUGCAGGUGUUCCAAUCGCGCGAAGAGAUGCAACAGGACACGGUCGCACGCAAAAUGGUGGCACCGAUCGAGUCCGUCUGUUUGACGCACGCCGAGUACUACGGGCUGAUCAGUGCGGUCAUAUUGCUCAUCAUUCUGCUGAUCAGCAUCACCUUUGCGGCGGGAAUCGUGUAUCGAAGCUAUUGGAAGGUGUUUAUCAAGAACCGUACACUCGACCGCAGCUCGCCGGUGAAUUCGUUUAGCCCGUCCGCGCUGCACAACGCGUCCGGCAGUCAGUUUGAGGCAUCUGGGCGGACGCACUCCACGGCGAGUCGGGGUGGACCCCACGUACGUACACCGGGUGUAUCGCUGUUUGGUAGCGGGCUACAGAAAACAUUCGCUACCGGAAACCUGUCACGCAUGUGUCAGAUACCGGUGAUGAACCCACUGUCCCGAAAUGGUGCUACCAAAAGCGAAUUUGAUGACCCCAGCGAACCGAUAUACACUGAUCCGUCGCUUUUCGAACGAUCAAGAUCGCUGCGCAGCAUAGCCGUCGAUCAAACGGAGGAUGCCAACAAUGUCUAA
Messenger RNA from Anopheles marshallii, 4443 nucleotides. RefSeq lists its product as uncharacterized. The transcript is spliced from 15 exons. The record is from RefSeq and is a predicted model, not a curated record. Bases 1 to 4443 code for a protein of 1480 amino acids. NCBI's taxonomy places the organism in Eukaryota, Metazoa, Arthropoda, Insecta, Diptera, Culicidae.